Astrephomene gubernaculifera is the source of this 2528-nucleotide messenger RNA. The record is from the annotation of a GenBank genome assembly. NCBI's taxonomy places the organism in Eukaryota, Viridiplantae, Chlorophyta, Chlorophyceae, Chlamydomonadales, Astrephomenaceae.
CUUCGGCCGGUCCCGCAGCAGCAGGCCACAGCGCGGCCUCCCCUGCCGCCGGCGGUGUAGACGCCGAUGCGUUGGUGGGCAAGCUGCGGACGCUGGUGUCGAGUCUGGUGACGGAGGCACUCGCCGCACAGCUGCCCCUGCACCAGCAGCUGCCCCAGCAGCAGCAGCAGCAGCAGGGUGCAUACCUGGAGCCCACGCUGCCUCAGCAGCAGCCCCUACGCCACUGCCAGCAGGCCCACCAGUGGCAUCAGGUGCCUCAGCAGCAGCAGCAACCACAGCAGCCUCAGCAGCAGCAGAAGCCUCAGCAGCAGCAGCCACAGCGGCAGCAUCAAGGGCAGAAGUGGGAAACGCAUUCGCCAGGAGGGCAUUGCCAACAGCCGCCACAGCCACAGCCGCAGCUGCUAGCUCUGCAAUUUCCUCAGGCACCAGAUGCAGCCUCUGCCGGCCCCGUAUGCAACGCCACCAGCUGGGGCAUCAUUCCCGGGCUGCAGAUUACCAUACAACAGUGCCCGCCACAGCUGUCAACCACAGCGGCUACGACCACACCCGCCGGCUCAACGAUGCCCAUGCACGCGGAUAGCCCGCACUCGCUUAGCGGUUCUGGCACUGGCGCUAGCAGAGGAGUGGCGGUCUGUGGGGUUCCCAGCUGCCGACCUAGCGGCCCCGGUAAUGGCUCCGCAGAGGCUGUGGGGCCUUGUCUUCCGGGGUCCCAGCAACCCAACGCAGCGGUCCCGGAUGUAAUGGAGCUCAACGUGGACGGCACAGCCGUGUUUGUGGACCGCGCUGCGCUGGAGUCUCAGGCCGCGGGCAGUCGGCUGUACGACACGCUUAUCAAGCACUACAACCGACUGCCGUUGGAUUCGCAGGGCAGGCCGUACUUGUCGUACGAACCGCGUGUUUUCCAGGUGCUGCUGUCGCACCUCAAGGAGCGCUGGCUGUUCGGUAGCAGCAGCCGGGCAGCUACCUGCGACUGGCCCCGCCUCGUGCACUCCAUGGGGGUGUCUCCAGCGUACUUCAUGCAGGUGGCCUGCCACUUCGGAAUGCUGGAUGUGGUAUCGUCGCUGCUGGCUGCAUGGCCGCCGCCGAGCUCGAGCACCAUUGCCCAGGGACCGAGGGCUGCCCGUCAGGCCGCUCAGCAACCUUCGCUCCUGUCGCACCCUGACACAUCGACGCUUGAGCCCACCUCCAUGCACCAAGACCAGCCACCCCAUCAGUUGAAGGGUACACUUCCGCAACCGACACUUACGGGAGUUCAUCAGUCAGGACGCCCAGCCGCGGGCGGCACCAGUGAUGGCGGCUGCGUUUCGGAGCCUGCUGGAUCUACUAACGCUGCAGCCCUGGCUGUCAGCAGCCAGCCGCUUGCUGCAUCCAUGCUACCUGCCGCAGCCAAGGCCCAUGUGCCCGCACAGCUGCAGCAGCCAACGGGCUGCGUGUCACAACCCUUUGUGACGCCCGAGGUUGUGGAUGCCCUGCCUAUCGCUGCUGCUGCCCUCGCCCGCUACGUUGACCCGCCUACGGGAGAUCAGGUCACGCAUGGUGUAGGUGUAGAAGCGCCCGUGGCUGGUGUGCUGCCCCAAUCAGACCUGUUUGCUGCAAUCACAGCUGGGGCUACGGAGGGCAGCCCGACCAUGCGGGAAGCGCCAGUUGCGAAUGGGGACGCUUCCACCGAGGAGGGGUUUUCUGGGGGGUCCAUCCUGCGUCCGAUGUUUGCUGCUGGUGUGGCAGCAGCAGCAGAAGCGGCGCAGCAGCAGCAGGCAGGCACGGACGCGGCGGUCGCGACGGGGGCAGCACCGUACCGCAUGCCUAGCUUGUAUGCGCUCAUGGAGCAGAGACAGCGUGCAGAGGAGGUGUAGGCGUGAUUGGAUUGGAUGAGUGGACGCGGGGGGUCCAACAGCAGGGCUUGGAGAAGCACAGGGGUUUUUGGUCCUUUUACGUUUGCCCUUACUGUCGGAGGCGCCACUGUAUUGACGGGUUCCAUGCAAUGUUGGGUGAAGCAAGCAUAGCCCAACUGCUGACCUGCAAGGGACAAACUGUUGUCUAAGGUGCGAAAAUGUGGUAUACGGUAGGGCAACAUCUAACGUGAAAUCCUGUCAUGACGUCACCGUCGACUAGAGUCUUGCAGGCUGCGAGUGCCUAGAGCGCACAUGUAGGGAGGUUGGCGUUGCCAGAAUUAGACAGGUUAGCUGCAACAGGUUUAUUGACCCCGCCCCUACGUGCGUGAGGUUUCAGGGGGAUUCUGUUUGGUGGGUUGGCCCAAUGCUUGCCUCACCUGGUCACACCGCGGAACUAACGCUUGCUAAGCAAGGUGGGUGGGCCCCAGGACUAUGGGCCCGCCGUACAUGUAUCCGAUGCCCUGCACGUCCCGGCCCAUAUGUGUCGCAUGCCAUUCUAUGUAUGUGGUUGCAAGUGGAUAUUGCCUGAGUCACCAUACCAAUAAGGUCAUGGAUCGUGGCUGGAACAGCGCGAAAAGGCUUGCUCGAGAUGGCAAGGAACCAAACAAGCGCGUAAGUAUGAUUCUUAUUGUUGUG